Molecule: messenger RNA, 1971 nt
Organism: Westerdykella ornata
Lineage: Eukaryota; Fungi; Ascomycota; Dothideomycetes; Pleosporales; Sporormiaceae
Exons: 2
Coding region: 1-1971 (656 amino acids)
Source: RefSeq, a predicted model, not a curated record
AUGUCGAAGCUCCACCGUGCUCUCGAGAGCCUCCGCCCAAAGAAGUUCGAGGACAUACCCACGGAUGAUUUGAAACCUUUCCUUUCAGAUAUCUUUACCCAAGCCGAACUCAUAGCAAACUCUGUCCCACCACCUCCUAAUGGCACACCUUACGAGUCCGCUCAACGUACUAGGACAAACCCUAAGAGUGCCACUUCUCUCGCCGACCUCACAAUCUCGCAAGUGCGCAGACCAUCGGUGCUUUCAGAACAUGAAGAAUUACGGAAAGCAUGGGGAAAGCCCUUGAAAUUCUCUGGCAACGACGCUGCGCUCGGGAUAUCAGUCUUCAAGAUGGCCGGCCACGACAGACACGGGGCAUGGUUUGCUAGAUCCAGUGUACAUGAAGGCUUGGGCUUCCAGAAAUGGAAGAGAGCUAUGAUGCGGGAAUUUGCCGAGAGUUUAGAGGUUCAGGGCGGGCCAGGGGAAGGCAACGUGAGAGGCAUAGGAGGCGAUAAGAGAGUGGAAGAGAUAGAUGUGCCCGGAGUGGGAAAACUGGAGGUGUACCAGCUAUCCGCUCAAUUCCCCGGGCCAACCGCACCCCGAGAAUUCGUUACGCUCUUACUCACUUCCGACAAUGCGCUUUCCGAUGCCUCGAAAGUAGGUGAUACGAUCCCUAGGCAUUACAUGAUAGUGUCAAUCCCGGUCACUCAUCCUGAGAUACAACCGCGAGAAGGCUUUCUGCUGGGACAAUACGAGUCCGUUGAGCUGGUCCGGGAAAUCCCUCUGCCCCCGACUGACGGCGCUGAGAAGGCGGAUCCCGAAACCAACCCGGUAGAAUGGAUUAUGAUCACACGAAGCGACCCUGGUGGCAGCAUACCGCGAUUCAUGGUCGAGCGGAAUACACCCCCCAGUAUUGUUCAAGAUGCCGGAAAGUUCCUGGAAUGGGCAUGCAGUAGGGAGGAUGUGCUCCGUGAGGAGUCAUUGGAGGUUGAAGAAGACAGACGCCGGCCAAGUAUGGAGUCUCAGCGUGCAUUGUCUAUUGUGGAAGGAAAGGGCGUUCUGGCUGGAGUGGGAACCAGCAUCGCGGAUAACCCCAGACAUGCCUCGUUCCGACGACCUUCUCAUAGAACAUUAGACGAGAAGGAAGAAGAGCCAGGCACUGUACACAACAUAGCGGAGAAGUUGGAAGCAUACCUCCCAGAAGCCCUUAACCCCCUUCAUCGGACGGAAUCCCAGAGCUCAGGUUCUUCGAGCUCGUCCGCUGAAUCAGACGCCUCGUUUGUUACAGUGGAGCAGUACAAAACAUCAGACGAGGGUUUCCCUGAGAAUGGAGAUGGACGGUCUCUUUCGUCAGAACAGUCACCAUCCUCAUCCGCCUUGGUCCUCGACCUCCAGGCCCGCGACAAGCAUGUACAACGCGAGCUAGAAAAACUAGAGAGGAAGAAGCAGCAAGCCCUUGAUAGGCUCCAACAAGCUCAGGAAAAACAGAGCAAGAACGCCGAGCAAGCGAGCGCGAAAACCUCAAAGGAACUCCAGAAAGCUGCUGAAAAGCACGAACGUGAGCGCAAAAAGCAGGAGGAGAAAUAUGCGAAAGAGUUGCAGAAGAUCGAGGCCAAGCGCGCUCGCGAGAGGAAGAAGCUUCUGGCUAAGCGUCAGAAGGAGGCGGACAAGAAUAACCUACUCAAGGCACAGCGCGAACGUGACGAGUGGAAGCGGAAAGCCGAGUUAGCGGAGGAAGAGAAUAAGUUACUUCAAGAGCAGAUCAAGGAGCUGCAACGGGAAAACACCGCCAUAGCUGCUGCUCUCGGCAAGUCCGAGGCGGGCCACGAUAUCCUCAAGAAGUUCAAGGAAGAGCUGAAUGGGAAGUCCAGGAAGAGAGCGAGUUCUAGGGCGAGUGCGAGCAGUAAGGCGAGUGGGAGUAUGAAGAGUAUCACGAGCGACGCUGGGCGAUCGCGGGUUGAUUCACAUGCGAAUCAGGCUUCUGACGGAUAA